Bactrocera neohumeralis is the source of this 7147-nucleotide messenger RNA. RefSeq names its product fasciclin-2 (gene Fas2). The record is from RefSeq and is a predicted model, not a curated record. Gene Ontology annotation, molecular function: cell-cell adhesion mediator activity. Lineage: Eukaryota; Metazoa; Arthropoda; Insecta; Diptera; Tephritidae. Bases 1278 to 3977 code for a protein of 899 amino acids. The transcript is spliced from 11 exons. Gene Ontology annotation, cellular component: plasma membrane; axon. Gene Ontology annotation, biological process: dendrite self-avoidance; axon guidance; homophilic cell-cell adhesion.
GCAGCGCGCAGUUGGAACAACGGCAAAACGCUCAAAACCAAAAACCACUUGGAGUACAAUCCAAACAGCUUAACGCGAAGCAAAAGCAAACAGCAGACGACGACGAGGAGUAGCGGUGGCAAAACAUUUUCGAACAUCGUAGCUGGUAGUAACGGCAAACGCCAGCGCACCGAGUUGACGCGAUUGUUAAACGCGCGAGUGUACGCAACUUCAGUACUAUUUGGCAUUCGCUUGCGUUGAGUUCGUUUCUUCGUUUCUGUGGUGACGUUGCGCUCUAGAGUGUGUGUAAAGAAACAAAUAAAUAUUGUAAAGUUUGAAGAAAAAAAGUAGAAAAUACGCACAGAACGCCGCGUGUUGCGUACAAACGAAUUUAUUUUUAUUUUUUAAUAAAAAAAAAUUAAAUAAAAAUAUUUCUAAAAAAGAGUGUGCAAAGUGCGCGUUGAGGCAAAUGGAAAUUCACUGAAAAUACUGCAACUUAUUGCCAAAGCACACAAAAAACACGAAAAGUGUGUCGCCGCCCCGACUUUUGACAAUUUUCGUGCGCUGUCAAAACGCUUAUUGGCAUUUGUACGCGUGUGCGUGUGUGUUAACGAGCGAAUAACCAGCAGCCAGCAAGUUUUGGCAAGUGUGUCAGCCGGAAAAUAUCCAGAUAUCGCAGGUGCACGUGCAAUAAAUGCAUAUUUCCUUGCUACUAUCCAAAACGCAGCUGUAAAUUAACAAAAUUACUUUUGUAAUCCCAAAUUGGUUUAAUUUGCCGGCAAACAGCUUUUCGAGUCAUAAAAACCGAUAACACAACCAGCAACAAAAGUAAAAAACUUGCAGUAAAAAUUACUAGUGUGAAAAGUGUUCAAAAAGUAGCAACGCAACAACAACAAAAGUGAUUGAAAGCUGACGGCAGCUGACAGCAAAGUGUUGCUGCUAAACUCAAAUUACUAAAUAAUAAAUAAAGCAAAUUUUUUUACAACACAAAUAAGUAAAUGCGGUGAAUUAGAACACACGCGCUGCGAAAUUAAUUGGAAGUAAAAAUUUACUAUAACAAACAACAAACAACAACAAAUUGCAGUUUUCCUGUUUGUAAAAAGUGUAAACGACACACAUUUUUUGGCAAAUUUUUGUGUUGUGCGCUUAUUUUUGACGAUAUUUGAAAAAAGUGAAGCCGGUCAGUGCGGCUAAAAAUAAAUCAGCACACACGCACUCAAAUAUAUAAGUAGACACUACAGCAUACACGCUAAACGUGCGCAGCGAAGUUAAAGGGACGCAGCAACAAGUUUACAAUUAUGGGGCAACACAAGCAACAGCAACAGCAACAACAGCGGUGGCGCGUAUGCGGUUUGCAUGCGUUUGCAGUUUUAUACCUCUGCUGUGCAUUAAUAGAUCUCACACUAGCUGAAAUCGAACCAAAAUUGGAGAUUUUCCCCAUGCAAGGUGUGCAACGCAAACCAGUUGGCAAAUCAUUGAUUUUAACCUGCAAACCCAUAGUGCCCGAUCCGAAUUUGGUAUCCGAUCUGCAAUGGAAGGACAAUUUGAACAAUACCAUACUGCCGAAACCGAACAAAUACUAUUAUCCACUGUAUGAUUCCAAAGGACGUAGAUUACCCGCUGUCACUGGCCGCAAUCAGCCACCGAUGUAUACGGAAACUUUGUCGGAAAGUUUGGCGCUGAUGAUCACCUCGCUGUCGGUCGAAAUGGAAGGCAAAUAUUAUUGCACCGCCUCCUAUGCAAAUACGGAAUUAAUGAAUACGAGCGUUAUAAUUAAAACUUAUGUCGCCAUAACAUGGACAAAUGCUCCGGAGAAUCAAUACCCCAUACUCGGUGAGGACUACACUGUCAAGUGUGAAGUGAAGGCCGAUCCCAAUCCAACCAUAGACUGGCUGCGCAACGGUGAUCCGAUUCGUACCGGUGAUAAAUACGUAGUAGAAGCGCACGGUUUGCUCAUACGCAAUGUACAAGAAUCCGAUGAUGGUAUUUACACUUGCCGUGCGGCUGUAAUUGAAACUGGUGAACUGCUUGAACGCACCAUACGCGUGGAAGUCUACAUACGUCCAGUUAUUACGCACUUACCAACCACACUCGAGGCCGUUGAAGGUAAACCUUUUGCCGCGAAUUGUACCGCCACAGGCAAACCAGUACCAGAGAUUUCUUGGAUAAAGGACGCCGCUCAACAGAAUGUCGCCACCGCCGAUCGCUUCCAAGUGAACCCACAAACUGGCCUACUCACCAUUAAUUCAGUUUCACAAGACGAUUAUGGCACCUACACUUGCAUAGCCAAGAACGAUGCCGGCGUGGUAGAUAAGAAAACCAAAUUGAAUGUACUGGUGCGUCCACAGAUUUACGAGUUCUACAAUGUAACUGGCGUGAGUAAGAAGGAAAUUGCUAUCACUUGCCGUUCGAAGGGACGUCCCGCACCCGCUGUCACCUUCAGACGCUGGGGAACUGAGGAAGAAUACGCACCAGGUUUGCAAGCCGAUGAUGAACGCAUCUCUUUGGAGCAACAUUUUGAUGAGGAGCGCGGUGAAAGCACGGGAACGCUACGCAUUACAAGUACCACACGUAACGACGAUGGACUUUACCAAUGUAUUGCGCGCAAUAAGGGCGACACCGCUUACAAAACCGGACACAUAACUGUUGAAUUUGCACCAGACUUUUCGCACAUGAAAGAUCUGCCACCGGUCUUUAGCUGGGAAGAACGUAAAGCCAAUCUCAGUUGUCUAGCGCAAGGCAUACCAAAUGCAACAAUCGAAUGGCGCUGGAAUGGACGCCCACUUAAGGAGGCUUUCGAUAAGAAUCUUGUCAUUGUCGGUACCGGUCCACGUAGCGAUUUGAUUGUGCAUCCUGUAGCACGCCAAUACUAUUCCGUCUACAAAUGCAUUGCCACUAAUGUACAUGGUAGCGCCGAGCAUGAUAUGCAAUUGAAAGAGGCGCGUGUGCCCGACCUAGUUGCCGCCGCGAUUCCACGUCAACUCACCGCAACAACAAUCACCUUUGAUAUACGCGGACCACCAACGGAACUAGGUUUACCCAUCACCGCCUAUAGCGUACAAUACAAAGAGGCUAUUAACCCAGAUUGGUCGACGGCACUGAAUCGUACCUGGUCACCAGAUUCGCCCUACAUCGUGGAAGGACUGAAGCCACAGACAGCUUAUCAAUUUCGCUUUGCGGCACGCAAUCAAGUCGGUUUGGGCAUGUGGGGCGUAAACCAACAGCAGUCGACACCCAGACGUUCAGCGCCCGAGGAACCCAAGCCACUGCAUUCGCCGGUGCAAAAUGACAAGGAAGAACCCGUUGUAGUGUCGCCGUACUCCGACCACUUUGAGCUGAGAUGGAGCGUGCCAGCUGACAAUGGUGAACCCAUCGAUUUCUAUCAAAUCAAAUACUGCCCAGGCGUAAAAAUGGCCGGCACUUGGCAUGAACUGGAAAACCAAUGCGUCUCGCAGGACGUCGUCGAAACCACAUCGUACGAGAUGUCGCGUCUAAGUGGCAACACCUACUAUCGCAUCGAAUUGCGUGCGCACAAUGUGAUCGGUUUCUCAUCACCAGCAUCGAUUGUUAUGAAGACGACACGAGGCAUCGAUGUCAUACAAGUAGCCGAACGACAAGUGCUCUCCUCCGCCACCAUUGUGGGCAUAGCUGUGGGCGGCGUGUUGCUGCUGCUCUUCAUCAUCGAUCUGCUAUGCUGUGUAACGGUGCGCAUGGGCGUAAUGGCUACCAUGUGCCGACGGGCGAAGCGUUCGCCAUCCGAUAUCGACGAUGAGACCAAAUUGGGCAGUGGGCAGUUGGUUAAGGAGCCUCCACCAUCACCGCUACCAUUACCGCCACCCGUUAAACUCGGUGGAUCACCUAUGACAUCGCCAUUAGACGAAAAGCAGCCUUUGCAGACACCAACUGGUAGCAUGAAGCAAAACUCCACCGUCGAAUUCGAUGGACAAUUCGUGCAUUCGCGCAGCGGCGAAAUACUCGGCAAAAACUCAGCUGUGUGAAUGAAACUGGAAGUAUUCUAAGGACCAAAUGAAAUCACUCAAAACGGAUAAAUUAGCUGGAAACGUUGAAAUCGAGCAUUAACAUUUAUAAAACAAAAAACCGACUAGACAAAUAUGUUGAACAACAAAAUUUGUUCAAGUGUACGUGUUAAAUGUCAAUGCAUAGUGGCGCUGUAACACUGGUGGCGAACAAAAUAAUAACUAUUACUUGAAUGGAUACGAACAAAUAUGACAAACAAAAAUUACAGAACAGUUGUAAACAAUAUUAUGAAAUUAAAAAUAUGCUUCAUUUUAUAAAAACAGAAAAAAAUACAGCUUAUAUAUGUUUCCGCUAAAUAUUAUAAUUACAACAAAUAGACAUUUAUAUGUUAAACAACAGAAGCUUAAAAGCAUACGUAUUAUACAGUAAAUUACAUGCAAAAUAGUAAAAAUCGAUUCCAAGUGCAAAAAGCAACAAAAAUUCCACAAAACAUUAUUUCCUUAAAAAUAGUAUUUUUUAUUAUUUUUAAAAUAUUUUUAAGCUAAUUUCUAAACAUUUUAUGAAACACAAAUAAGCCCAAAAGCUCUACUUGUAUAUUCAUAAUAUUUUAAGUGUCUGCUUUACUUGACCUGCGUAACAGUUAAAUCCAUUCAUUUCUGCCUUAAAAAUAAUAUAAAAAAAUCAUUUAGCAUUAAUAUAUGUUCUGUAAUUGGAAUGUAUUUAAUAACAAAUAUUGAUAAUUAAUAGUAGUUAAGAAUAAUUUGCUGUUAUUAAGUGCUUAUGUAUGCAAAAACAAAGUGUGAACGGCACUCAUAUUUAAACUAAGAUUUAGUAUAUGUUAAACAUUAACAAUUAUUUUAUUUUUAAUUAAAUUCAGUGUAGAAAUUUUAAUUUUUUACUUUCUGAAAGCAUUCAGUUCUUAAAAUAAUGUACUUAAAAAAAUACUGUAAGACUAUUAAAAGCUGUGUGAAAGCGUAAACUCGGGGCUUAAGCCUGCAUACUAUCUGAGAAUUGUAAAUUAAUUCCGGCAUUAUUAAAUGAAAAAUUUAUUUUGAGCAAAAAGUUGCAAAAUAAAGAAAGUAAAGUGCAUACAAUUUCUUUUAGAAAUUAAAAAUAAUUAUUAUUAUGUUUUAUUUCUUUUUCCUUUACUUAAAUUUAUUAAAAAUUUAUUUUGUGAAAAAAUUGUAAAAUAAAUAUAAUUAAUUCAUACAAUUUCUUUUGGUAAUUAAAAAUAAUAAUUAUUUUAAAUUGCUUCAUGAUUUCUCCUAUUGGUAACGUUUAGCAUGAAAAAAAACAAUAAUUACAAAAACAAAAUGAUCUGCAAUUCAUAUGAAAAUCUACUUCGAGUUAUUAUUUAGUUUAUUAAUAAAUUACUUUAUUAAUUUUAAAUUAAUAAUUAUGUAUUAAAUUAAAAAAACGUUUGGUUUAAACAGCACAUUUCGAUUCAAAAAAUAUUUGCAUAAAUUACAUCCACAAAAUUUAUUAUUAUCUUAUCAAAUGAAAACUGAGAACUUAUAAUUAAACGAAAUUCAUUAAGCAAGUUCACCAUUUAUCACUUCAUAACAACCAUUAUCAUGUUUUGCUGAUUUUAUUUUAUUUUAAUCAACAACAUUUAUAAUAAUUGAAUAAAUAGCUUUCUAAAAUAUUAACAUUAUUUUUUACACACUUUUAACGAGGGCACAGAUUCCAUAUUUUAUUAAAUAACUCAUUUAGUCAUUAAAAAAAAGUAUGCGUCAUUAGUUAUAACAACGUAUAGAUAACAAUUGUAUGUCAAAUGUGGCUUAUGUGUAUAGAAAAGAGAGAAAUUAUAUAUAUUUAAUAUAAGGACGGAACAUUAAACAAAGAUUCAUUGCUCAGAAAUUUUCGCCAAAGAUAUGAAAAUGUGAAAAUGAAAAUGCUAAAACAUCAAAGUGUAAACGUAGCUUAAACAAGUUAAGAAAAGUGCUCAAGCAUUAACAAAUACAAAAUUUUUUCGUGUUACAAAUUAAAAACGACUAAUAAAAAAAUUUAAAUUAGCAUGACAGUUGAUAAAAAAAUAUCUUGUGUAAAAAUUAAAAAAAAAACAUGGUUUGGAUAUAACUUCAAUAAACAACCAGCUUAAAUAAAUUACAAUAAAGAGCAUUAUUGACAAAUACUUCAACUUCAUGAUUUUAGUUAAGCAUUUUCUGAAUAUAUGUAUGUAUAUUCUUGCAUCAGCACAUAAAAUAUAUUUAAAUAAGAUAAAAUAAUAUUUGUUUACAAUCAUAAAAACUUAACAUGUAAAUUAAUUAAUAAUUUAGUAUAAAAGCGUAUAAUUGUAUUUGUAUAGUAUUAAUGGCUCAGUUUAAAUCAAAAAGCGUAUUAAUAAAAAUGAGUUUACAACAAAAGUAAAUGUAUUUAGUAGUUUUAAGGCUUUUUUCUAUUACAUUAUACAAUGGAAGUAAAUAAAUAUAAGUAUGUAAUGCAAGUGGAAACAUAAAAACAAAUAAAAGCGUAUGCAUUUAUUACAAAAUAAUAUGUUUUGAAUUUUCUUUUAAUUGCAUUUAAUUAUUCAACACUAAUUUGCACCUUACCCUAUACUCAAGCGCCUUUUACAGAGCUUUUUACAAAAAAUAAAAAGAAAAAAAUAAAAUAAUUAAGCAAAGAUAUGCCCAACUAUAAAUAAAUAAAAAAAAACAUAUUAAUCUUUAAAUUAAUAUAAUGAAAAAUACAUACAUAAAUAUUUACCGAGAAAAAUUUUAGUUCCACAUUAAGCAAAAGAAUUUAAGAAAAUGUCAUAUUUACUUACGUAUACAUAUGCAUAUGUACGUUUUUCCAAGUUGAAUUUGUACAAAAGCGUAUUUUGAAUAUUGAAAUUUAAAAAAAUGUUUUUGCUAAAAACAUGAGUUGUAUAAAUACGAUUUAUGUAUAGAUACAUACUAUAUAUGUAUGUAUGUAUAUGGCUGAUUACCUUAAAUCAAACACAAAGCAUUUUCCGCAACUGCCAAAAAAUUCAAACAAAAAAUUAAAUUAAAUUCAAAAUGUUCUUAUAUAACAUUUAUCUGUAAUUGAGAAAUUAUUGUUGUUGUAUGUAAUCUUUUAUACUAAUCAUAAAAUAUUUACAUACAUACAUACAUACAUGCAUGCAUCAUAAUGAUUAGAUCAUUAAAUCGAAUUGAAAAAAGCGGUACGGUAUAAAUGAAUAAAUGAAAGACUAAAAUUAAAAACAGAA